AUGAGCUACGCGUUCCGUCGCGUAUGCCUGCAAUUGCCUACCAGCUUCAGCCCCAAGCAUGGUCCUCUGCGUCAAGCUUUCCGCCCAGCCGGACUCGGCAUUGGCACCCAGGCCCCGGGGACAGGACGCACGUUCCGUCUCUCUGCAAAUCUGCGGGACGAUAUCGAUGAUGCCAAGGCCAAGAAGGCGAGCCAACAUGACAUGUACAAGGAGGAGGAAAAGGAGAAGUUCGAGCGGGACGAGCUGAUCGCCCUGAGGAAACAAGAGGAGAGGCCAUGGCACCGUGCUGGUGACGAGGUCGAGCAGCGAGAAUCGUCCAAAGAUCCUACCAACGGUGACAAGACACGAGGACGGCUACUCACGACACCGACGCGGUUGUUGAAGCUCAUCCUGCCGCUACCUUUUCACGCAGAGCAAUCACGGAUCACACAGACACCCAAGAAAAAUGACGAAAGGGACGAGAUUGCACCCCUUGCUCUUCUUGUCCACCCUCAACAGCCGCUAUCCUACCUCGAACGGCUGCUUCAAGCCGAAAUCCCACCCAUUGAUGAUGGUCGCCGAGAACGGAUUCCGAAGAUAUACUUCCGAGCAGAGGCGGACCACCAGGAGGCCAAGCCAGACAAGCGAGCAUCGCAGGAGCAGGAGGGCAACGUAGCCUCAUACUCUGGCCUCGGCCACGAGGGCCCCAAGAAGGACCGUGACGACACGAAUUGGGUGCGAUGGAGCAGCAGCACCGAGGUUGGCGACUUCAUCAGGGACGCCGCUCGCGGACGGGAGUUCUCGAUCGGAAUCGAAGGGUACAACCAGGAGCUGCGCGUCGCGGUGCCGAGUUUCAAUGACAGAACAUACUAUAUGCGCAUCCGGCUACGCAGGAUGUCUCGCCGUGUUGAGGAGUUGGCCAAAAUCAAACAAGAAUGCGACUACCUUGCGCAUCGUGGAGCUCAUCGUCUCGCACAGGGUGGGUUUGCCCUGCUGUCCGGCUGGUGGGGAGUGGUGUAUUAUGUCACCUUCCACACCGACUUUGGCUGGGACCUCGUCGAGCCGGUGACGUACCUCGCCGGACUGACCACCAUCAUGGGUGGUUAUCUCUGGUUCCUGUACAUCAGCAAGGAUCUCAGCUACAAGGCGGCGCUGAACAUUACCGUCUCCAAACGGCAGCAGGCGCUGUAUCAGGAGCGAGGAUUCGAUCCUGCGGGGUGGGAGGCACUUGUUCACGAAGCCAACUCGCUGCGCCGCGAGAUUAGGUUCGUGGCGACCGAGUACGACGUCGACUGGGACGAGACCAGGGACCUCGGCGGCGAAGAGGUCCAGGAAGUGCUCGACAAAGAGAAGAAGGGCUCAAGACGCAGACACGACGAAGAGGAUGAAGCCGACGAGGAUGAACGCGUACAACACAAGCGCAAGGACGACAAGAAGGCGUCCAAGCAGUCGGAAGAAAGCGGUGAGAGCAAGAAGGCAUCAUAG
Colletotrichum spaethianum is the source of this 1464-nucleotide messenger RNA. Its product is annotated as calcium uniporter protein 6, mitochondrial. Gene Ontology annotation, cellular component: uniplex complex; mitochondrial inner membrane. The transcript is spliced from 2 exons. Gene Ontology annotation, molecular function: uniporter activity; calcium channel activity. Lineage: Eukaryota; Fungi; Ascomycota; Sordariomycetes; Glomerellales; Glomerellaceae. The record is from RefSeq and is a predicted model, not a curated record. The coding region runs from base 1 to 1464 and encodes 487 amino acids. Gene Ontology annotation, biological process: mitochondrial calcium ion homeostasis; calcium import into the mitochondrion.